CGUUUUUGUCUGAUAUUCUCUCUCUCUCUCUCUCUCUCUCUCUCUCUCUCUCUCUCAUAUUUCCCAAAGCUGGCUACGGUUUUCAUUGGCGUUUUUACUUGAAAUCAUCGAAUCUGCUGCUAACUAGGUCGUAAGAGUGAUCCACAGUGAUAGAUCCAGAUCGAACCUUCCCUCUUCAGAUCUGAUUGUUUGAUCGACGACUUAUACAAGUUUAUGUUCGCUGUAUGGUUUGGCUUCACUGGAAUUAACGACGUUUUGCUAAGAUUCGGUUGGUUAUGGAGAAGAUCUAAAGAAAACUAACCGUUUGUUUAGAUCUGAUUUUGAAUUUCGUUAGAUCUAUUAGGAGGGAGAAAGCUAAUCGCCUACUAGUGACCGUAUUUUUUUAGAGAGUUAGACUCAGAAAUGGAGACGCUUGUAGUUGUUGCACAGCAGGAUCAAUUUCAUAGCAGAAGCCGUGGCAGAAACCAUGGAUCCUUUGGUUCUUAUCCUUCCAGGGAUUUCAGAGAAAUCAAUUGCCGUACCUUUCAAUCUGGGCCAGGUAUACUUCCAAGCCCACUGAAGGCUCGUUCCCCACCUAUUGCUAAACAGUCCUUGCCUACUUCCCCAAAAACACCAUCCGCAGUCCCAUCUAAUGUGAAAAAGCAUUUCAACUCCGACCAAAACCCUAAACACACAAAGAGAAUCACUAAAAGUAAUUCCGUUCCUAUCCCAAUUGAUAUUAAACAUGUUGAUUACUCUCUCAAGGAUAACAUAAGGGGCUCUUUGAAUGACAAUUUCUUUUACUCUGAGCUAUGGGCUGGACCUGCUUAUUCAAAUUCACCACCUCCUAGUUCUUUACCUAUACCUAAGUUUUCAAUCAAGCCAAAAAGGACUGUAUCUCUUAACCUGCCUUCAGUUUCAGCUUCUGAUCUUGAUUUGUUGACCCCUGUUGCAAAAUCUGCUCCCCCUUCCCCUACAAGGGAGCAUCACAAGUCUUCUCGUAGAGACUUCUUUAACAGUGACGAUGAGUUUGCCACUAAGACUCUUCGUCGCAUCCUUAAUCUUGACUUGGUCGACGAGUGACAUACUAGGAGUGAUAAUCACUCCUGUAAAUAAAAAUAUCUACUUUCUUGCAGUAAUCUAGUGUAGACUGUAUAUAGGAUGAAUAAAUCAGUAGUUACUUCGGGUUUGCAUUUUAGUUUCCAUGUAGUUAAGCUCAGGGUGGUGUAAUGGUUCAAGGAUAUGCUGAUGGCUUGUUGGGUGGUUGGUGGUAGAUCAAUAUUUUCUGAAAGUUGUUACAGAUGCAUAGGUUGUUGAAGUUUCUUGGGAGAUUGAAGUAUUGGGAUUGAUGGGACAUGUUGAUACUGGAUCAAAUGUCAUGGAAGCAGAUAUUGGGUGUAAAAAGGGUGUGACUGCUUUAGGUGGUUGGUGGUAGAUCAAUAUUCUGAAAGUCACAAAUACAUAUUCAUAACUUGCUGAAGUUUCUAUGGUUGCCUUAGGCAGUGGCUAAUGAUCUCUUCCAUUUGUUAUAGUUGGUUAUAGUAGUGGAGUCAUCAUCUUUUUUUCUGCUUUUAUCUUUUCUAUUUAUAUCCUUUAAGAUAGAGUUAGAAUUUCAAGUCUUUCCUUUCGAGGUUGUAAUGCUUCUCUUCACCAUCUUUUCUGGUUUUUAAGAGAGGAAAGUGGGAAGAGGAAGUAAAGAAGUUAAAUAGUUGGUUGUUCUGCCAUUUGGUCUUACUUUACUGUGUUGGGAAAGUCAUUGCCACUGUUUCUUUGGUCCUUUAUUGUAGAUCUUGCCAAGCCACUUGAAGGGAAGCAUCUUCAAGUGGCUGUUGAUAUGGUUGUAGAUUUGUAGUUUCAAUUUCUUGGGUUUAUGUUUGAAGCUUCUGAAGCAAGACUUGUAUAAAAAGAGAAGCUUUUUCUGGAGGCUGUUGUUUCAGCUAUGGUUGUUGGUGUUAUGCUCCACUGUUUUUUUACAUUCUGUUUUUGAACCUUCUGAGAAGACUUUAUUUUGAAGGUUAUGUUUGUUUUUGUUUUGUCUGAUGAAUCAAUCUAGACUGAAUGUUUUUUUUGCUUGACAACUUUCUCGUAUCGGAUGAGAUGCUUAAUGCUUUUAUGUUUGUUUGAAGAAGUUGUUUGAUCUUUUUACCA
Molecule: messenger RNA, 2127 nt
Organism: Lactuca sativa (garden lettuce)
Lineage: Eukaryota; Viridiplantae; Streptophyta; Magnoliopsida; Asterales; Asteraceae
Source: RefSeq, a predicted model, not a curated record